GCAGUGAAGACGCUUUGUAAUAACUUUUAUCCCUUUAAGAACAUGGGGUAGUUAAAGGAUCAUGCGUGGAUGCGGUAAUCUUUGAAUCCCGAUGUACCCUUAGUUGAACACGCAGGACGGGAAUCAAUAGUAUUGUAGAGAAAGGUAUACAAUGAAAAAUUAUAGUCAUAUAUGUGAAAAUAUGCAUAAAAAUGGUAGAUAUUGAUUUGUUUUGGUUAAAAAUAAAUAUGCCGUUUGCUUUUGUUGCCUUAACUCGACGUUAUAUUAUAUACGCGUCCAUAUGUUUAUGCGGAAUCUUACAGUAUUUCGAAAAAAUGUAAUUUUUCAAGUAUAAUUAUCUGCUUUUCAGUGUGUAGUACAAACUAUACAAUAUUUUGGUAUGCUGUGUAUUUACUUACAUAGUUUAGUAAAAAGUGUACAACCGAAAUGACAUAGAGAAAUGGGGUUGUAAAUUUAAUAUGCUUGGAGCUUAAAUUGAAAAUGGAUGUACAUGGCAUUGGGAUUGUUGCUGUUUUGGGAACAGUUGGAGCUGCAACAGGAGCUAUUUCAGCAGUUCUCGUGUAUGCAAUGUGUAUUAGACGCAGACGAUCUCUUAACUGGUUUGAAAAAGAUUUAUUAAACAGAGCAGAGGAAGCAGCACAAUCACCAAAAAGUGUAUUUGCUGGUUUAGGAUCUAAUGUUUCUCUAAGUAGAGAGAACAAAACUAAUGAUAAUCAGUCUGAUGAUGAAGAAUGGAAGUCUAGUUAUGUACUUGAUAAUAUCACAAGAGAUUCGCCUAAAAGAGCAUUACAAUAUUUAUCAGAAUCUGAAGAUGUUUCAUCACCUAUUAGCACUUUUGCACCACCACUACCAGAAGGAGCAGUAGCUGCUUCUGAACAGCGUAUGGUUAUUCUGAAGCCAUCAAGAAGUUCCAAUUCGUGCUCUAGACUCAAUAGUAGUGAGAUUGAGACCCCUUCCCAUAAGUUAUCCUCUUCCACAUCUAUAUCUUCAACUGAUGAAACCAGUGGUGAAUUACAACUUGGUUUAAUUUAUGAUGCAAGUGCUGGUAUUCUUACUGUUAGACUAAUUGAGGCACGUGAUAUACAUGCCAGAGAGCUCAGUGGUACUGCAAAUCCUUAUGCUAAAAUUCGUCUGUUACCUGAUGGAAGUAAUGUAUGGCAAACUCAAAUACAUAGACGAACUCUGAAUCCUGUGUUCGAAGAGUUUUUUGUUUUCGAAAUUAUGCCUGAUACGACGUUAGCUGGAAGAACGUUGGAUAUUUUACUUUACGACUUUGAUGCCUUCUCCAGACAUCAAUGUUUGGGUCAUGUACAAAUCCCUUUAUCUUCGGUAAUGGAUUUCUUAGACAAAACUCUUACUCUCAUCACAAAACCAAUUCUUCGAUAUGGUAGUGAGAAUAGAAUGAAAACACCAUCCCUAGGAGAAUUAAUGGUUUCUCUAUCAUAUCAACCAGCUGCAGAAAAAUUAACAGUUAUUAUUGUCAGAGCAAAAAAUUUACCUAAUAUAAAUGAUUCAAUAAAUGCAAACCUUUACGUAAAAGUGAAGAUCAUUCAGGAUGGGAAAAGUAUUAAGAAAAAGAAAUCUAAUAUACAACGUGAAACAAUUAGUCCUGUAUGGAAUGAUACUUUAAGCUUUGAUAUUAAUAGCGACAUAUUGUCCAAAUGCGUAAUUGAAUUUAUUAUUUUACGCGCAAACGGUGAGGUGUUAACUAGAUGCGAAGUAUCCAAUAAGUAUCAAAAAGAUCUAUUUUACCGUGUAUUAUCAGGGAAAGGUGCUUCCGCGCAGUGGUUGCCACUCAUUGAACCAGAAAUUUAUUAUAGUGAUUUUACUGAACAAAAAAAUUAAGAAUUUCGUAACAAACCGUCCCUCUUAAGUGUAAGUUAAAUCACAUACCUCAACCAUUUUACUAAUAAGUACAUCAACCUAUGAUGCAAA
Megalopta genalis is the source of this 1935-nucleotide messenger RNA. Lineage: Eukaryota; Metazoa; Arthropoda; Insecta; Hymenoptera; Halictidae. The record is from RefSeq and is a predicted model, not a curated record.